This is a messenger RNA of Talaromyces atroroseus, 1797 nucleotides long. RefSeq lists its product as hypothetical. The record is from RefSeq and is a predicted model, not a curated record. The transcript has a single exon. Bases 1 to 1797 code for a protein of 598 amino acids. Gene Ontology annotation, molecular function: protein binding. NCBI's taxonomy places the organism in Eukaryota, Fungi, Ascomycota, Eurotiomycetes, Eurotiales, Trichocomaceae.
AUGAGCGGCGGCGGUAUCCAGACUGCCGUUCGUGACGGUCGGCGCACUUCUCGACAAUCUACUGGCAAUGGCAUGAAUACCACCGCCCUCCAGGGUGCGAACAUCGCAUUCAAUGCCUACUCUGCACAACGAGGAUUUCAACCGAAUACGCCCAACAGAAGCGAGAUAACUCGAAUGGCCCCGAAAUCCGAUUCACUCCGUUCAGCCCAGCAUCGUGCUGAAUCCGAUGCCGAUGAUGCCGAAUCCGUGUCCGAGUUGCCAGAAGCUGGUCUUGUCAUGGAUAGGAUAAAAGCAUUCUCCGCAUCUAGGAACAACGCUGUGCUGCCGAGUAUUCAGAGCAGAAAACACGGCGAUGUUCUACAAUCAGAGCCCCCGCAAAUACAAGCUGCAGCACUGGCAGCUAUAAGAUCUGCGAGUCGCACUCCUCAAUCUACACCUUCCUCCCGGUCGAUCUCACCGAUCACGAGAACGACGACCGGAACUAGUCCUUCCCGGAGAAAGGCUAUUUCGCCAGCGCCGAAGCCCGAUUUUCUGUCCGCUGCUCGAAGCCCUAGGCCCCUGCACGCCCCAGCCCCAGUUCGAAAGGUCCCAGUUACUGCACAUUCGCUGGCGAAUAUCACAGACGAGGGAAAAGCUAGAGCGAACAGUGAACGACCGCAAUCUAGGAAACCUGAUUCUAUUAAGAACCCGGCUACAAAAGAGGCGGCGAGGAACCGGCCAAAAGCAGAGAAUAUUAUCAAUCCAUCGUCCGAUAGAGAGCGAAGAAUUUCGCCUCUCAGACAGCCAUUGGGGUCUCAAUUGGAUAAAGAUGAACAACCUAAGCUGACACCGCCAACCUCUAAGCCUAAACCAGCUGCAACAAACAUUGAAGAGAAAAACUUGCAACCCGAACCACCCAAAAGAAAUGUGCCCCGUCUACGUGAUGAUACCUACACAAGCGCACCUCAGUCCCCUCGAAGCAGUACUACAAGAAUUCCUGACACAAGUCAGCCAGAUACUCCCACUAGACGCUUUUCAUAUGCACCGUCAACUUUUGACGAGGCGACAACCCCCGGUAAUUUCCAUAAUACCAUCAGUCGUCAAGAUACUGGGGAUACGGAAAGUACCACGGGCAUGACAAAAGAAUCUUUAGCAAAUGCGAUAAUUGCUUCUUCCUUGGCUUCAUCUCGCGCACCGUCACCGUACACCCCUCUUCCCCCGCUUCCUCCACCUCGUCGUUCGCGAUCUCGUUCUCUACUGCAUCCAGGAGAUAUUUUAAAGAAGGAUGUUCGCAAGACUCCUAGUCCUCCAAAAGGAAUGCGGCAAACUCUUAGGGAGCCCCACAAAUCUGAUGAUGAGGUCAAUAAGAACUCGAAUCGGCGCCAUUUGAUCAAACAUCACCCUCAUAAGCACCAUGAAGGCAACCGCAGACGCUGGCGUCAAGAGGUUACAGAACCUGCCCGCAAAAGAUACGAAGGAGUAUGGGCGGCAAACAAGGGGCUGUGGGUACCCCCGGAUAGUAUGCUGUAUCGAAUUUUCCCUGAUCUGCCACGCGCCCUGGUAGUUUCAGACCUCGUGGUGCAUCUCGUGGUGCGUGAUAUCUGGACACGCAGCCGUUUACCCGAUCACACUCUCGAACAAAUAUGGAAUCUAGUCGACCGCAAGGGAAUCGGCAUGCUAGCGCGGGAAGAGUUUGUGGUCGGCUUGUGGCUUAUCGACGAGACCCUCCGAGGACAUAAGAUUCCCGUGAAGGUGCCGGACAGCGUAUGGGACUCCGUUCGUCACUCGCCGGGCAUUAAGGUGCCGCAAGAGUUUUGA